CUUUGAUGUGAGCCGUUGGAGAACCAAAGAACCGGAGAACCGGAGAACCGCCGCGGCAGCAGGAUGGGCAAGAAGCAGAAGAAAACCGGAGAGGACAGCACCAAAGAUGACGGCGUGGACAUCGACGCUCUGGCUGCAGAGAUCGAAGGAGCCGGAGCCCAGAAGGAGCCGAAGGGGAAGAAGAAGAAGAAAGGAGCCAAGAAGGAGGACUUCAAUGAGGACGACAUCCUGAAGGAGCUGGAGGAGUUGUCUCUGGAGACUCAGGGAGGAAAGGAAGCUGUGGAGGAGGAGGCGAUCCUGGAGCCUCCCAAACCAGAGAAGAAGAAGACCAGGAAGGGGAAGAAGGGCGGGGCCAGCCUUGAAGAGGAGCAGGAGGAAGGAGGAGAAGCUCAGGCGGAUGAGGAGCACAAGAAGGCUCCUCCCCCCGACUCCGAUGAGGACAGCAGCUCACGACCCCUCCUCCAGACCAGAGGAGGCAACAAGGAGGAGGAGGACAAAGACCUGAGAAGAAGAGGAGGAGGAGGAGCAGGAGGGAAGGAGGCCGGCUCAGAAGAUGACAUGGAAGGAGACUUCACCUACCGGACGGAGAAGAAGAAGUACAAAGGCAAAGCGGCGAAGCCCGACAGCGAGGGGGAGGAGGAGGCGGAGCAGCAGGAGCAGCAGCAGGAGGAGGUGGGAGGCUUCAAGAUGAAGACGGCGGCGCAGAAGAAGACGGAGAAGAAGGAUAGGGACAAGAAGAAGAAGGAGGAGGAGAGGAUGAAGCAGAAGAAGCUGAAGGAGAAGGAGGUGCUGGAGCCACAGAAAGAGCCCGAGAAGGAGGCGCAGGCCACGCCCCCUCAGGAAGCUGCACCUAUAGCAGGGGAGGAGGAGCAGGAGGAGGCGGAGCCAGCCGGUGAAGAGGAGGUGGAGGGCGACAAGAAGAAGAAGAAGAAGAAGAAGGGGGAGAAGGUGGAGAAGGAGGAGAAGAAGAAGGGCCCCAGCAAGGCCACGGUGAAGGCCAUGCAGGAGGCCCUGGCCCAGAUGAAGGAGGAGGAGGAGGCGGCCAAGAGGGAGGAGGAGGAGCGCCUCGUCCGGCUGGAGGAGAUGGAGAAGGAGCGGCUGGAGCAGGAGCGCCUGGAGCAGGAGCGCAAGGAGAAGAAGAAGCAGAAGGAGAAGGAGAGGAAGGAGCGUCUGAAGAAGGAGGGCAAGCCGCUCACCAAGACCCAGAAGGAGGCGCGGGCGCGGGCCGAGGCCACGCUGAAGCUGCUGCAGGCGCAGGGUGUUGGGGUCCCGUCUAAAGACGACUCUGUGCCGAAGAAGAAGCCGGUGUACGGGGACAAGAGGAAGAAGAGGCCGGCCGUCCAGACCCCUGAAGAAACCUCAAAGGUGAUGCCGCCCGUCUCCGAGACGCCCGAGCCUGUUGCCAUGGAGACGGAGGCUGAGACGCCAACCUUAGAGCCCGAGAUGAAACCAGAGGCGGCAGCAGACGACUGGGAGGCCAUCGUCACAGACGAGGAGAAAGAGCUGAAGAAGGUCCACAUCGAGGUGAGGGAGGACCGCGCUGCUCCUCCUCAUUCUGCGGGCAGCGACAAAGACGAGGGGGAAGAUGAGGGGGAAGACGAGGUGGAAGACGAGGUGGAGGAGGAAAGCGAGGAGGAGAAGGAGGCGACGCCGGCGGCUCCGAGUCACGGGAAGAAGAAGACGGAGGAGUGCAGCUCGAGUGAGGACGACGAGCAGAGGACCAAGGAGGAGCGUCUCUACGACCGGGCCAAGAGGAGGAUCGAGAAGCGGCGUGCGGAGAACCUGAGGAACGUGGACCUGGAGGUCCUGAGGUCUCCGGUGGUCUGUGUGCUCGGCCACGUGGACACGGGCAAGACCAAGCUCCUGGACAAGCUGCGACACACCAACGUCCAGGACGGGGAGGCUGGAGGGAUUACGCAACAGAUCGGAGCCACCAACGUCCCCAAGGAAACCAUCGAGGAGCAGACCCGGAUGGUGAAGGGCUUUGACAAAGAAAACCUCCGGAUCCCUGGCAUGCUGAUCAUCGACACACCGGGCCACGAGUCCUUCAGUAACCUGAGGAACAGAGGCUCCUCCCUCUGUGACAUCUCCAUCCUGGUGGUGGACAUCAUGCACGGCCUGGAGCCGCAGACGCUGGAGUCCAUCAACCUGCUGAAGGAGAAGAAGUGUCCCUUCAUCGUGGCCCUCAACAAGAUCGACCGCCUGUACGACUGGAAGAGGAGUCCAGAGACGGACAUCGUGGUGACGCUGAAGAAGCAGAAGAAGAACACGAAGGACGAGUUUGACGAGCGGACCAAGGCGGUCAUCGUGGAGCUCGCUCAGCAGGGUCUGAACGCCGCCCUGUUCUUCGAGAACAAAGACCCGCGCACCUUUGUGUCCCUGGUGCCGGUGUCGGCGCACAGCGGCGACGGCAUGGGGAACCUCAUCGCGCUGCUGGUGGAGCUCACGCAGACGCUGCUGGCACGCCGCCUGGCGCGCUGCCACGAGCUGCGGGCGCAGGUCAUGGAGGUGAAGGCCAUCCCCGGCAUGGGGACCACCAUCGACGUGAUCCUGAUCAACGGCUGCCUGCGGGAGGGACAGACCAUCAUCGUGCCGGGGGUGGAAGGGCCCAUCGUGACGCAGAUCCGGGGGCUGCUGCUGCCCCCCCCCCUGAAGGAUCUCCGCAUCAAGAGCCAGUACGAGAAGUACAAGGAGGUGAACACGGCUCAGGGGGUCAAGAUCCUGGGGAAAGACCUGGAGAAGACGCUGGCAGGGCUCCCCCUGCUGGUGGCCUACCAGGAGGACGAGAUCCCCGUGCUGAGGGAUGAGCUGGUGCGGGAGCUCAAACAGACGCUGAGCUGCAUCAAGCUGGAGGAGAAGGGCGUGUACGUCCAGGCCUCCACGCUCGGCUCCCUGGAGGCGCUGCUGGAGUUCCUCCGGACCUCCAAAGUCCCCUACGCUGGGAUCAACAUCGGCCCGGUCCACAGGAAAGACGUGAUGAGGGCGUCGACCAUGCUGGAGCACGACCUGCAGUACGCGGUGAUCCUGGCGUUUGACGUGAAGGUGGAGCGUGAAAGCCAGGAGAUGGCUGACAGUCUGGGGAUCCGUAUCUUCUGGGCGGAGAUCAUCUAUCACCUGUUUGACGCCUUCACCAAGUUCAGAGAGGACUACAAGAAGGCCAAGCAGGACGAGUUCAAGAACAUCGCGGUGUUCCCGGCGAAGCUGCGUAUUCUUCCUCAGUUCAUCUUCAACUCCAGAGACCCCAUCGUGAUGGGCGUGGUCGUGGAGGCCGGCGUCCUGCGCCAGGGAACGCCGCUGUGCAUCCCCACUAAAGGGUUCGUGGACGUGGGCGUGGUGACGAGCAUCGAGAUGAACCACAAGGCCGUGGACAGCGCCAAGAAGGGCCAGGAGAUCUGCAUCAAGGUGGAGCCGAUCCCCGGGGACUCGCCCAAGAUGUACGGGCGCCACUUUGAGUUCACCGACCUGCUCAUCAGCAAGAUCACAAGGUCGUCCAUCGACGCUCUGAAGAACUGGUUCAGGGACGACAUGACGAAGAACGACUGGCAGCUGAUCAUGGAGCUGAAGAAGACCUUCGAGAUCAUCUGAGGGACCACACACACACACAUGCACACACAGACACACACACACGCACACAGACACACACACACAGGCACACAUGCACACAUGCACACAGACACACAUGCACACACAUGCACACACAUGCACAUGCACACACACAGACACACACACCCACACAGUAUUCCAACGUGCCUGCUCUUCAGCAUCAACGUUCUUCUCUGGUUUGUCCCAGGCUCCGCCCCCAGACUUAACGAGCUUAACGAGGAGCCAAACACAGGUGCAUUGUGGGACUUGUGUUCCGCGGCAGCCGGCUGGUUUCACAGCAGACGAACUGAAGCGUUUCAAAGACUUUCAGGAGCUUUUAAACUGUUGUGCUGAUGUAAUAAACUCCCACGUUCCUGAUGGACCCUGAA
Molecule: messenger RNA, 3971 nt
Organism: Pseudoliparis swirei
Lineage: Eukaryota; Metazoa; Chordata; Actinopteri; Perciformes; Liparidae
Gene: eif5b
Product: eukaryotic translation initiation factor 5B
Exons: 26
Coding region: 64-3585 (1173 amino acids)
Molecular function (GO): GTPase activity; translation initiation factor activity; GTP binding
Source: RefSeq, a predicted model, not a curated record